AUGAAUAGCUCUGGGGCGGCACCAAACCACGUUGGAGCAGCAUGCGGCUCACAGUACAUACUACUGGACUUUGUCGUAGCUCAGGGCUACGGGUGCAUACAGCGCUUGCGCACAGGACCACAGGGUCUGGACUACCCAUCAUUCCCUACUAGCGGCGAGGAAACAUGGGGCAGAUUAGCGGCGACAAGGACUUCCAUAACCAUCAUCUCUGAUCCGACGGAGCAUGUUGCACUGGACGGAGAGGAGCUAUCAGGGACUUUGAAUGAUAAGACUAUCGAGACGUGCUCUGCAGUGCGCUCAGAGUCAGCUGCGCGUGGCGGAGUCUCGAAGUCUUGGCAACGCCAUCUUGGUCACUGGACAUGCUCGACGCUCCCGAAAUGCCCUAUAUCAGUGUCGGUGGCACAAGUCGGCCUCAGAUUCAGAUGA
This is a messenger RNA of Postia placenta MAD-698-R-SB12, 426 nucleotides long. RefSeq lists its product as hypothetical. Lineage: Eukaryota; Fungi; Basidiomycota; Agaricomycetes; Polyporales; Adustoporiaceae. The record is from RefSeq and is a predicted model, not a curated record. The coding region runs from base 1 to 426 and encodes 141 amino acids. The transcript is spliced from 4 exons.